AUGGAUGCAGCAGACUGUGCAAUUAGAGAAAUUAGAAGACAAGAAAAAGUUGUGCGAUUUCAUUUUUGUCGUCUGUUUGUCCAUCAAUCCAGUUUCAGUCCAUUCAGUAUAAAAUGUGGCCUAAAUCAUCACGGAUUUAUUGAAAAUUCUUUUGAUAUUAAAUUCUCAAUAUUUACUUGCUUACCUUAUAUAUACACUGUUGUACAAAGCCCAGGCAAGUUAUUUCACAUUACAAGAACGAAAAGGAGUCAUGCGAAGGUGCCAGAGGUUGCCAGAUUUGCUUCUAAAGACGAUGUCAGACAAAGGCACGUGGAAAUAGCUAUUUCAGAGGAGUGCAGAAGGUCAACAAAUAUAAAUUUAAAUAGGUCUAUUUACAACACCAGAAUAUUAAGCAAAAUGAAUCAGGAGAAUGCUAAAAAUCCCUUCGGUUGGAAAGAUGACGAGGAUAUAGUAAUAUUUUUGUUAAAUCGCAUCACCGAUUUUACAAAAUUUUACUCAAAAAAUUCCUGGUUUAAGCAUUUUUGA
Messenger RNA from Echinococcus granulosus, 525 nucleotides. RefSeq lists its product as hypothetical. NCBI's taxonomy places the organism in Eukaryota, Metazoa, Platyhelminthes, Cestoda, Cyclophyllidea, Taeniidae. The record is from RefSeq and is a predicted model, not a curated record. The transcript has 5 exons. The coding region runs from base 1 to 525 and encodes 174 amino acids.